GAUCGUCCCUGUCACUCUCACCACCACGAUCCCCCCAUACUGGCAUACAACGUACCAUACCUUGCACAUUGACAUUCAGCGUUACUCUCAAUGCUCGUCAUGGCCUGAAAACACCCGGUCUUCCCCAUGAGAAAGCCGGGGGCACGCCGCGUGAUGUCGAUGAACUUUUGGACCUCAAUUUGAAUCAAAUGGUCGGAUGAAGUUGGCUCUAUUGAUACGCUCACCAUGCCAAAACAAGUGGAGUAUCAUCAACUAGGAUUAUCAGGGUUGAGGGUCUCGGUGCCUAUUUAGUUGGGCGCGAUGAGCUACGGAUCUCCAGAUUGGUUUCCUCAUAACUGGGUUCUGAACGAAGAUCACUCUCUACCAAUCAUCAAAGCUGCUUGGGAUAUAGGAAUCAACACUUUUGAUACAGCGAAUGUAUACUCGAAUGGAGAGUCAGAAAGAGUUGUUGGAAAGUUCAUGAAAAUGUACAACAUUCGUCGAAACCAAAUCAUUAUCGCCACGAAAUGUUACCACCUUGUCUCUCACGAUCAAACUCGUUCCGUUGUCUACGACAGAACGCUGUACGAUGAUCGGAGACACAUCAACAAUUACGGGCUUUCGCGCGCUGCGAUUUUCAAUGCUGUCGAAGCGUCUCUCGGAAGGCUCGGAACAACAUACAUCGACCUAUUUCAAAUCCACCGCUUCGAUCCUGAUACUCCGGUAGAAGAGACGAUGAAAGCUUUACAUGACCUCGUCCAGACGGGAAAGGUUAGGUACAUCGGGGCGAGUUCCAUGAGGACUUGGCAGUUUGCAAUGAUGAACGAGGUAGCUGACAAGAGAGGCUGGACGAAAUUUGUUAGCAUGCAGAACGAGUAUUCAUUGUUGUACCGUGAAGAGGAGAGAGAGAUGAUUCCCUAUUGCAACUUCAACGGUAUCGGCAUCAUCCCAUGGGCCGCCCUUGCUACUGGCCUCCUCGCCAGACCUGUAUCCGUUACCACCCACCGUAGUGAGGUCGCCAAAGGAACUGUGUACGAACGUACCCUCUCCGCUGCAGAUGAAGAAACUAUCAAACGGGUCGAAGAGGUCGCACAGAGGAAAGGCUUCAGUAUGGCCAAAGUUGCGUUGUCAUGGGUCGCUGCAAAGACUGUCAGCCCGGUUGUCGGGAUAUCGUCGGAGCAGCGGAUCGAGGAGAAUGUGGUUGAUGGUAUCGAGUUGACGGAAGAGGAGACGAAGUAUCUGGAGGAACCAUAUGUGCCCAAGGCAGUCAGAGGACACAAGUAAGCAGCGUUGUCGGAAGUAUGAAAGUACUCCUCGAGUACAACGCAUGUCAUUAGGGCUUUCCACCUAUACAUCUUCUCAUCGAUAUCGCCUUCAAGGCCCGAUAUUGUGAUUCAUGUGACAGGACACACGAUAACUUUGCGAUCGGCUCAAGUUUUGGUUCGCAUUUCGCUUUCGUUUCCUAUACGGCGGAACCUCCUUGAAGAGCACUGAGAGGGACUGGGCGGUUGUUGUCCCUGCCUCACAGUUACCAAUAGACACAUUGUACCACUACACGCA
Molecule: messenger RNA, 1539 nt
Organism: Marasmius oreades (fairy-ring Marasmius)
Lineage: Eukaryota; Fungi; Basidiomycota; Agaricomycetes; Agaricales; Marasmiaceae
Exons: 5
Coding region: 301-1263 (320 amino acids)
Source: RefSeq, a predicted model, not a curated record